Molecule: messenger RNA, 192 nt
Organism: Mesoplodon densirostris (Blainville's beaked whale)
Lineage: Eukaryota; Metazoa; Chordata; Mammalia; Artiodactyla; Ziphiidae
Product: keratin-associated protein 19-7-like
Exons: 2
Coding region: 1-192 (63 amino acids)
Source: RefSeq, a predicted model, not a curated record
AUGAGCUACUACGGCAACUACUGCCAAGGCCUGGGCUACAGAUGCAGAGGCUUUGGUGGCCUGGGCCAUGGCUAUGGCUGUGGAUGUGGCAGCUUCUGCAGGCUGGGCUAUGGCUGUGGUUAUGGGGGAUACAGAUAUGGCUGCUACUGCCCAUCAUGCUAUGGAGGAUAUGGCUUUUCUGGCUUAUACUAA